This is a messenger RNA of Asterias rubens (European starfish), 3460 nucleotides long. Its product is annotated as tyrosine-protein kinase SRK2-like. The transcript has 8 exons. The coding region runs from base 242 to 1807 and encodes 521 amino acids. Gene Ontology annotation, cellular component: extrinsic component of cytoplasmic side of plasma membrane. Gene Ontology annotation, biological process: protein phosphorylation; innate immune response; cell differentiation. NCBI's taxonomy places the organism in Eukaryota, Metazoa, Echinodermata, Asteroidea, Forcipulatida, Asteriidae. The record is from RefSeq and is a predicted model, not a curated record. Gene Ontology annotation, molecular function: signaling receptor binding; non-membrane spanning protein tyrosine kinase activity; ATP binding.
ACAGUCGAAAUUACAAAACGAUGUUCCAAUAUGAGGAAUUUCAAAUCAUAAUUUGGAAUUACUUUUCUAUGACUCACACGAGCUAAAUGGGCGUGGAGCGGCCAAUGAUUAUCUCAACCUGCCAAUCUUUACUUCCUUGUUCGAUGUGGUUUCGGAUAUGAUAUCUUUCUCAGAGAUUGUAGUUACAGAUUUCCGUGUUUACAUGCCUGCUUAGAAAGGAAACAGCUCCCAAUUCCUCAACAUGGGGAACUGCUGCCGCAGUAAUCCGUCAAAUGGGAGGAAAUACAAGCCACAAAAUGUCCACACAGACCGGGCCCGUGUUCCGAACUCCGGCCAUCAUCUUCAACAACACGACCAACAACCUCCCCAGCAGCCGCAGCUGCCGCAUGGCGGAGUUGUCAGCGAUGCGGUGUCUCGACAGCCCGUGCCCUCGCAAUCUGGUGGCACAAACUUCAGACUAUACAUAGCCCUGUUUGACUAUGAUGCUAGAACCAAUGAAGAUUUAAGUUUUAGGAAAGGAGAAGAGCUUGAAGUACAAAACGAUAGUGGGGACUGGUGGCUGGCUCGGUCGAGAACCACACAGAACGAGGGAUACAUUCCUUGCAAUUAUGUGGCUAAAGUGCAAUCGUUGGAAUCAGAGCCGUGGUACUUUCAAAAUAUAAAGCGAGUUGAUGCAGAGAAGAAGUUACUCCUACCACAAAAUGAGCACGGAUCCUUCCUGAUCCGAGAAAGUGAAAGCAGACGAGGAGAUUUCUCGUUGUCAUUACGAGAUGGUGACACCGUUAAACACUACAGAAUAAGACAGCUGGACCAGGGCGGUUACUUUAUUGCUAGACGCUCAACAUUCAACACACUGUCGGACCUUUGCAAGCACUACACAGUGGAAGCGGAUGGACUGUGUGUUAAUCUCCGCAAACCCUGCGUCUUGGUGGAGAAGCCACAGACGGUGGGUCUUUCCUACAACACGGCCGACCAGUGGGAGAUUCCAAGAAGCUCCUUACAGAUGGUCAAGAGACUAGGUGGUGGUCAGUUUGGUGAAGUGUGGGAAGGAUUAUGGAACAAUACCACCCCAGUAGCAAUCAAGACGCUCAAACCAGGUACUAUGAACAAAGAAGACUUCUUGAAGGAAGCCCAGAUCAUGAAGAAGCUGAGACAUCCCAAACUGAUUCAGCUUUAUGCCGUCUGCACGGUGGAGGAACCAAUGUACAUCGUUACAGAACUCAUGAUCAAUGGAGCCCUGCUGGACUAUUUGCAGACACCUAAGGGUCGGUUGAUGAAAUUACCAGAGCUGAUCGACAUGGCAGCUCAGGUAGCGGCUGGCAUGGCCUACCUGGAGAAGCAGAGUUACAUCCACAGGGAUCUAGCCGCCAGGAACGUCCUAGUAGGAGAGAGUAACAUCUGCAAAGUCGCUGACUUUGGACUCGCUAGAAUUAUUAAAGAUGACAUUUAUGAGUCGAGAGUAGGUGCCAAGUUUCCCAUUAAGUGGACGGCGCCAGAGGCAGCCAACUACCUCGCAUUCACCAUCAAAUCAGACGUCUGGUCCUUUGGAAUUCUACUAACGGAAAUUGUCACGUAUGGAAGGAUACCUUACGCAGGCUACACGAACAAGCAAGUACUUGACAUGGUGGAGAGUGGCUACCGCAUGCCGAGUCCGCCAGGUUGCCCCCCGGAGCUCUACGAGAUCAUGCUAGAGUGCUGGAAAUCCACCCCGCUAGACAGACCAACAUUUGAAACACUCCAAUGGAAACUAGAAGAGUUCUUCGUCAACACCGGCGACCAGUACAGGGAACCAUCGAACAUCAUCUGAUCAUUUCCACUCGAGGUAGCUUCUUUUAUUUGUGAUGUUGUUGUGGGGGGCUGGAUGAAUAUCAGAUAUAAAAGUUUUUUUAAAGUGAAUGUGAAUCUUUUUAAACUGUUGCGCACUGACAAUGACGAGUGAUUUUUAAACUGGGUCUAUGAAAUCACAAAAAGUGUAUUUACGUCCCGUUCGAGGGAAGCCACAAUAUUGGUUGAGAGAUUGAGUCCGUUGUUCUUAUUGGCUCUGCUAUGACGUCAUCAUCAUGUUGGUUUGAAGGCCGUUGUCCAGUCUGAUCUGGGUUGGCCAAAAUUCCUAAACCCCGUCAGAAGACCUAAAGAACUUGCGCUCACCACACACACACAUGCACAGUUCCACUGUUGGACCUCAACGAUGGUAGCCACUGUGAGGGGUCUAUUCUUAAGUAAAUAAGUUUGGUAGGAUUUGAAACUUUGCAUGGUGGAAAUACAAUAUGGAAAGGCUUGCGGUAACACCAUGUAAUGACUAUCUCUAAUGAGUUGGGGUGGUUCUGAAAAGAACCGUUGGUUUCAACUCUAAAUAAGUUUUGUGUUGACACCAUACUAAGAAAUCUCUUUUUGUGAGUAGUGGUGGUUCUGAGAAGAGCCGGUUUCUGGCUCGACAUUUCGAUCAGUGUAUUCUGACAAACUUCUAAAGUAUACACAGUACCAAUGUAUAAAAAUGUAUUAAACAAAAAAAAUGUACCACAGCUUCACAUGACAAUUUUCUGUGUAAUCUAAUCGGCAACAGGGCCCACUUUGUUAAAAGCCGGUUUAGGUGCGAACAAUUUCCUUCUCACCGAAACAUUCUGCUUACAAAAGCAAUGGGUCGCCAGCUUGAAAUUCCAUGUCGUGUACAUAAUGGUGACUGGCCCAUCCAUUUUGAUUUGCUUACAUGAGAUUUGAGUUGAUCAAGUUGGUAAGCGAUAAUUUGUACUCUAAGGAAAUUGAACCCUGGGCCGCUUUUGUAAAGAUGCUCAGCGCACACACAACACACUGCUUAGCGAAAACGGCGUACCAGCCAAAAUGCCAUAUCAUUCACAUUGUUGCAACUGGUAGUAGCCUCCCUAUUAUUGUGCCUCAAAUAAGACUUUUAUGCUUAAAACAGCUUUAUAAAAUGUUGCACCUUUAAAGCAUGUGGCCAACAUAAACACUUGCUUUACCAACUGUAUUGGAAGUACACUGUACAUGCUAUAUGACCUUAAGCUUAUUAGAAGUGUAUCUCAUCCAGCCUGUAAAGUGUAAGCACAAAAAAGACACUAAGCACAGAUGUACAGUAUCUCACUAUUGGCUUACGGACUCUACCAAAACUUUUAAUGCAAUUUGUAACUCAUCAAGCCUGUACAGUGUAAGCACAAAAAAGACACUAAGCACAGACACUGACAGAUGUACAGUAUCUCACUAUUGGCUUGCGAACUCUACCAAAACUUUCAACGCAAUAUGUAACAAACAGUUGGCGUCAAUUAGAUGACAGCAUGCAUCUAUCACCAACUGCAUGGUUAUCAAUUCAAGCAUUUGGAACACACUCACAUUAACAUUGAAUUAAAUUUGGGUUAUCAAAGCGAACAAACUUGAAAAUAUAGACGAUGUGACCUCUGACGUCACACGAAAACCAUUACAUGAUUCGCGCGCAUACCGCCGGGCAAAA